UCUUUUUCCGUAGAAAGUUGUGUUGUUUCCAUGGAUUCUGUGCAUGCUAUCUCUUCAGCUAAUAAUGCAUCUUCAUUCACAACUGGUGGAAAUCUCUGGCGUUGUGAACGUUCAACCAAGAAUAUUUGCUAUACAAGUUGUUGUGACUCAAAAGCUUUCCCAUACAAAAGAAAAAGUCAAAUAGAAUAUAAUCCUCUGAUGUUCGAACAAUCAAGAUUGAACAAUCAUUACAAAUGGAUAAGGAACGAAGAAUGCAACAAAAAAUAUGUUGGAAAAGCCAUCUCAAGACCAUAUUCUGAACCAGAAGAUUCUAACACCAAAAACAUCUUGGUAUCUAUAAAAGAAUUUAUGGUUGCUUUCUACUUGUUUUGCUAUCCUUACACCGUGAUUGGUCGGACAUUAAGCACAGUUUCUGCAUCUCUCUUCGUAGUGGCAAAUCUAUCAGAUAUAUCUCCAUUAUUUUUUAUUGGUUUGUUACAGGCUUUGGUACCUCACUUGUUUAUGGAUAUCUAUGUAAAUGGUGUGAAUCAAUUAUUUGACCUUGAAAUAGACAAGAUAAACAAACCCUAUCUUCCAUUGGCAUCUGGGCAAAUAUCCUAUACAACUGGUGUCAUUAUUGUUGCAUCAAGUUUAACUCUGAGUUUUGGGCUUGCCUGGACUAUAGGUUCUUGGCCAUUGAUUUGGAGUGUUGUAUCGUGCUUUCUUCUUUGGACAGCUUAUUCGAUCAAUGUGCCUCUGUUGAGAUGGAAAGGACAUCCCCUACUUGCCGCAAUGGUCAUUUUUGCCACUUGGGCUGUCAUAUUUCCAAUCACAUUUUUCGCUCAUAUGCAGACCUUUGUGUUGAAGAGGGCUAUAAUCUUUCCAAGAUCAAUGAUUUUUUCUGUUGUAUUCUUGGGCUUCUACUCUUUAGGUAUUGCAUUGUUCAAGGAUAUACCUGAUAUCGACGGAGAUCAAACAUUUGGUAUCCAAUCCUUUUCAGCACGUUUAGGUCAAAAACGGGUAUUCUGGAUUUGUGUUUCUCUUUUUGAAAUGGCUUUCGGAGUUGCCGUCGUGGCGGGACUAACAUCUUCUUCUCCUUUGGUUAAAAUUGUCACGAGUUUGGGACAUGCUGUUCUGGGUUCUAUUCUCUGGUAUCAAGCAAAAUCUGUAGUUUUGAGUAGCAAAGCUUCCAUCGGAUCCUUCUAUAUGUUGAUCUGGAAGUUACUGUACGUGGCAUACUUUCUCAUGCCUUUAAUCAGAUAA
This is a messenger RNA of Vigna radiata var. radiata (mung bean), 1242 nucleotides long. RefSeq names its product glycinol 4-dimethylallyltransferase-like. The transcript has 13 exons. Gene Ontology annotation, cellular component: membrane. Bases 31 to 1242 code for a protein of 403 amino acids. Lineage: Eukaryota; Viridiplantae; Streptophyta; Magnoliopsida; Fabales; Fabaceae. Gene Ontology annotation, molecular function: prenyltransferase activity. The record is from RefSeq and is a predicted model, not a curated record.